This is a messenger RNA of Dictyostelium discoideum AX4, 240 nucleotides long. RefSeq lists its product as hypothetical. The transcript is spliced from 2 exons. The coding region runs from base 1 to 240 and encodes 79 amino acids. Lineage: Eukaryota; Evosea; Eumycetozoa; Dictyosteliales; Dictyosteliaceae. The record is from RefSeq and is a predicted model, not a curated record.
AUGUGUGGUGGACCAAAUAAAUGGUAUAUUUUUUUGAUCGGGUUGGUUAAUAUUAAUAAUAAUAAUAAUAAUAAUAAUAAUAAUAAUAAUAAUAAUAAUAAUAAUAAUAAUAAUAAUAAUAAUAAUAAUAAUAAUAAUAAUAAUAAUAAUAAUAAUAAUAAUAAUAAUAAUAAUAAUAAUAAUAAUAAUAAUAAUAAUAAUAAUAAUAAUAAUAAUAAAAGGUUUUUCUUUUUUGGGUGA